GUUUGACGGUCAGUGUAGUACGAUUUGCCAACAUGAAUAUCGCGGGGUACCUUACACUGAUUGCCGUCGUCAUCAUCGACAAAACCGCGGCAGUCUCUCUUCUCACAGGCGGCAAUGUAAAUAACACUACUAACCAAAAUCUCGUCGGAGUGGAUAGUCAAACCUUGGACGUGUUCAGACAACUGCUAAAUCAAGAAACUAUCAUCAGAAUGAACUUGGUUAAAAAUGUCGACGCGUUGAUGAAAAACGUCGCUGUGGCCGAACAGAAAAUUUCAACAAUAGAAGCAUCCACUGAUCAAGAAAUAUCGGUACUGAAAAAGGAGGUCCAAGAAUUAAAACUUGAAAACCACGUGUUGAAAAAUAAGAGUAGAGUACAACGUAGGCGCCUCGCUAAUAUCACUGGUUACAUGAAUAAAACAGUAGACAGUCUGAAGGUCGAGCUGAAGGGCGCGCAGAUUGAACAACUGAAGAUAUCCUCCGCUGUGACCUCUCUGGAGAUGUUCCGAAUGAAUCUGAACAACAGUAAACUUGAAAGUAACCUUCACCGCGGGAGUGACGUCUAGCAGUAGUACCUGGAACAGCGGGACGUUAGUAUUUCCGGCUGUCAUUAACAACAUCGGGGGUGGAUACAAUCCCAAUACUGGUGUUUUCACGGCCCCUACAGAGGGACACUACGUCUUCUUCGUCACUGUCGUGGAAUAUAAUAAACAGGAUAGCAGGGUUGACAUUGUCCUGAAUGGGUUGUCAAAGGUCAGAACCAUGAGGUAUGCAGAUGCAGCUUACCAGACGGGAGCAAACAUGGUUGUCCUGCGGCUUCAGCAGGGAGACACGGUGUGGAUCAGACAUAACUUUGGCAAAGGUUAUUGCACCCAUAGUAUUCCCAUCACAACGUUCUCUGGCUUCCGCCUCUAACUUACACUUACCAAGGUCAGAGGUCAGAUUGAGUUUGUUAUAUUGUAAUCCGAUACUUAGAUACCACACAAAUACUCAAAUCAACGUAAAUCAUAAAUCACACAUUAUCGUGUGUGUAUCCAAUAAACAUUCUCACGUUGAUACUUGUAAGCAAUACUCAAUGACAUGUUCCUGUGUAACAACCAUUCUCGUGUUUAUGUAUUUUAACCAUUCUCGUGUUUAUGUAUUAUAACCAUUUUCGUGUUUAUAUGUAACAUGUAUAUAAUAGGAAUGCUCGAAUUUGCUUGUAUUAAUUAUUCUCGUAUUCAAAUAUAAUAAUUAUUAUCAUGUCAAUGUGUAAUAAUCGGUCUAUUAUUUAUAUGCAAACGUUGAAUAAUGUUUAUCUGUAAUAAUUAAGUGCUUAUAAUUGAGAAAGAUUCCUUUUAUACUUUUAUACAUUAUAAAAACACGUCGUUUUUCAUGUUUAUAACGUAUGUGGUAAUACCCUGGUUUAAUGUAAAGAUUAAAUCGUAGGUUUUAACUUGACUAGGUUUGCUUUGAUUAAUGAAAGUAAAUAUAGAACAAAAUGAUGAUUAUUUUUGUAUUUCUGAUUCCAAUAAAAUAUUCACAGUUGAA
Messenger RNA from Ostrea edulis (European flat oyster), 1527 nucleotides. RefSeq lists its product as uncharacterized. Lineage: Eukaryota; Metazoa; Mollusca; Bivalvia; Ostreida; Ostreidae. The transcript is spliced from 3 exons. Bases 33 to 563 code for a protein of 176 amino acids. The record is from RefSeq and is a predicted model, not a curated record.